Molecule: messenger RNA, 1012 nt
Organism: Mesitornis unicolor (brown roatelo)
Lineage: Eukaryota; Metazoa; Chordata; Aves; Mesitornithiformes; Mesitornithidae
Gene: GRB2
Product: growth factor receptor-bound protein 2
Exons: 5
Coding region: 155-808 (217 amino acids)
Molecular function (GO): protein binding
Source: RefSeq, a predicted model, not a curated record
GGCGGAUCGUCCCCCGACCUCCCUGUAUGUGAAAGACGGGGCCGGCGUCUCGGACGGAGCCGGGCCGCGGGAGGGCUGAGCCGGGAGCCGCCGCGGGAGGAGCGGAGGCUUCGGGGAGCGCUUCCUUCCCACCGCCGUGCGCGGCAGCCCCAGCAUGGAAGCCAUCGCCAAGUACGACUUCAAAGCCACGGCGGAUGACGAGCUGAGCUUCAAACGGGGGGAUAUCCUUAAGGUUUUGAAUGAAGAAUGCGAUCAGAAUUGGUACAAGGCAGAACUCAAUGGAAAAGACGGCUUCAUUCCCAAGAACUACAUAGAAAUGAAACCACAUCCGUGGUUUUUUGGAAAGAUUCCCCGAGCGAAGGCUGAAGAGAUGUUAGGCAAACAGAGACACGAUGGUGCCUUCCUCAUCAGGGAGAGUGAGAGUGCUCCUGGGGACUUCUCCCUCUCAGUCAAGUUUGGAAAUGAUGUGCAGCACUUUAAAGUGCUUAGAGAUGGAGCUGGCAAGUAUUUCCUCUGGGUGGUGAAGUUCAAUUCUUUGAACGAGCUGGUAGAUUAUCACAGAUCCACAUCUGUCUCCAGGAACCAGCAAAUAUUUCUCCGGGACAUUGAACAGGUGCCACAGCAACCAACAUACGUUCAGGCCCUGUUUGAUUUUGAUCCUCAGGAGGAAGGAGAGCUGGGCUUCCGCCGUGGAGACUUUAUCCAAGUCCUUGACAAUUCUGACCCCAACUGGUGGAAAGGAGCCUGCCACGGACAGACGGGCAUGUUUCCACGCAACUAUGUGACCCCAGUGAACCGGAACAUCUAGAGAUAAAUAUUAGAGAUUAUUUAAAGAAACCAGAGAAACCGUAAAUACACAUACAGAGCCUAACUGCAGCCAGUGACCUAAAAUCACACGGCGAUAAAACCCGAGUCACCUUUCACCGUGAGGUGAUCCUCCUUCACUCAGUACGGAACUUCAGGGGUGGCGGGGAGGGAAGAGUUCAACUUACACACCAAAACUUAUCUUAAA